AUGGAAGAUGAACCAGACUUUGACGACCUCCUGGCAGACGCUGAGCAGCAUCAGAUGUACGACGAUGAGCUUAUGAUGGACGACAUCGAAGCGGAGCUCGCCAUGGAAGCUGAGGCUGCCACGAGAACACCGCUGAGCGGCAGCACGAACCUCGGGCCGGGCGUCGGUGUCAGCCUCGGCAUCGGCGCGGCGGCCGACGGCCUUGCCUCGGCGGCGGCAGGCCUCAACAGGAACUACUGCCCGAGCCCUCCUCCCCUGGACCAGCGCUUGGGCGUGCCACCUGGCGAGGUUGGCUCGCCGCACCCUUCGGUGGACGAGGGCGACGGCGACGCUGCCGCGAGAGUCAGGAUGGCGCUGAACAACGAGGGGCGGAGCCAUUCGUGCGUGACGGAGACUAGCGGCGCGACCUCCCGCCCCGCCCAUCCAACAGGGUCAGCGGCGGCGGUGACGGCGAUGUUGGCCGCGAUAGACACUCAAGGGGCGGUUCUCAGCCGCCCCUCGGUUAACGGUGACAGCGUGCCGUUCAUGCAGUCCGGAGGACGCAUGAUGCACCUCAAGGUGCGCACAACCCUAACCACCACAGCCACCAGCAGUAUUGGAGGCGACACGGGGCUCGCCAACCCCCCGUCAGGCAGCCUCCUCCGCACCCCCAUGGCCACUCUCAUGGAGAGGGUCACGGAGCGGCGGGUUAUACAGAGGAGUGUGGAAACAGCAGCGAAGGAGCGGGCGGCAGCGGCGGCGGCAGCAGCGGGGGAUUCUGCCGCGGAGGAGGCAGAAAAGGACGCAGGGGCUACCACCGGUAGUCGCGGGGGGGGUGGGGGGGGUAGCAAGGGAAAGCUCGGGGCCGACGGGGCGUUGUGGGUGGACAAGUACGCGCCCGACGGGUUCCGGGACCUGUUGAGCGACGAAAAGAUCAACCGCGAGGUCCUGAGGGCCGUCAAGGCGUGGGAUCCCUUCGUCUUCAAGAAGGAGCCAGCCAGGGCGGGCGCUGUCACCGCCGAGAAGAAGAAGGGUGUGGGAGGGAUGAAGCCACUCAGCAUGGCCUCCAAGGGCGAUGCGACGGACAAGAGACCGGAGGCGCGGAUUAUCAUGCUGUGCGGGCCUCCCGGCCUAGGAAAGACCACGCUGGCCCAGGUGGUCGCGAAGCACGCCGGCUAUCGCGUGUACGAGAUCAACGCCAGCGAUGACCGCACGGCGUCUGUGCUCCGUCAGCGCGUGACGGAGGCCAUGGAGGGGAACACGCUCCUGGCCGAUAAGCGCCCGAACCUCAUCGUCUUGGACGAGGUUGAUGGCGCGGACGGAAAGGCGGCAGCGCAGGUGCUUGUGGACAUCGCCACGGCGCCACUCGCCAAAGCCACCGCGGCAGCCGGAGGCGGCAAGAAGGGCAAGCGGAGGACGUCGCUAACGAGGCCGCUGGUGCUUAUCUGUAACGACCAAUGGACGCCGGCGCUAAGGCCGAUCCGGGCCAUAGCCCAGGUGUUCGUUUUCAGGGCCAAGUCCUCACCGGCGAGACUGGUGCAGCGCCUCAAGGCUAUCUGCACGUCGGAGCGCCUGACCGUCAACACGGAUGCCCUUACGAGGCUCGCGGACCGCUCGCACCUCGAUGUCAGGUCGUGCCUCCACACCCUCCAGUUCGUGGCGAGGCGGGCGUCCUCGGGAAGUGUGACGAACGCCUCCGCGGCGCUGCUGACGGCCGUGGCGGAGGGGAUCAAGGACGAGCGCCGGGACCUGUUCGAAGGUGUGUUAUGGGUCUUGGGCGUGCGGGGCUCGAUGGCCGACCGCAAGGACGCCGACGUGUUUGAGGAGGUACAGGCCUUCAACGACCACAGUAAGGUCCUCGCGGGAGUUCACGAGAACUUCUUGGGCGUACGCUUUAACGACCCUACCCUCAGCAAGGCGGCCGCGGCGAUGGACUGGCUGGAGAUGGCCGACCUCAUGGACACGCGCACGAACCAGACCCAGGACUACUCUUUCUCUAGAUACGCCCCGGUUGCCGCGGCCGGGGUUCAUUUCCUCUGCCGCUCCGACCAGCGGUCGACAGUCACGCAGCCCAAGAAGGACUACGAGGCCCGCACCGCUCGCGCCGCGAAGAGCAACAUCUUGCACAGCUUCGCCGACGGCCGCCAGCUGGGUGCCACCGGGCGUACGACUCAGGCUUUGGUGCUGGACAUGCUGUCCCACCUGAUGGAUAUCUUGGCCCCCACCCUGAGGCCGCUCAACCCGGACCUACUGAGCCCGCAGGAGCGCGCACGCUUCCGUGAACUGGUCGGCAUCCUCCUCUCUUGCGGCCUCACGUUCUCCCCGCAGUCGGCAUCCUCGUCUUCGUCGGCCAGCGCCCCACCCGCGUUCGGGGCGGCGACAGGGGCCCAGGAAUUCGCGCUUGAGCCGGCGAUCGAUCAGCUGCUCAAGUACGAGGGUUACGAGUUUGCGCAUCCCCGGCUUGCCCCCCCUCUUCGCCCGAUGGUGGCGCACGAAGUUGCCCUCGAAGGCAUGCGCAAGGCAGAGGCAGCCAAACUAUCACACCGGGAAGAUGCCGCAUUUGCGAAGAACGAGGCAUCUGAUCCGUUCGCCGCAGCCUCUUCAGCAACACGAGGAACCGGGCACCCUUUCACGACCAAGGCGGGAAAAUCGUCAGGUGCUCAAGCAGCAAGCGGGAAGAGCACAAGCGAAGCCGACGAAAACGGAAGAGCGGCAGCAGCUGCAGCGGCGAAGAGAAAGGGGGGGUCGGCGGCGGUAGGGUCGGCGGGGAUGAAGAAGACGAAGACCAACAAAACGCCCCCGCCGUCACCACCGGCCACAACCAAGUUCCGCGAUAGUGAGAAUGAUAGACCCGCGCAUCCGGUACCGUUUUGGAACCGCACCAACUGGAUCUCCGGGAGGAAGGACGGCACUGGCUCCCGACGCGACGCCGGGGACGACGCUGCUGCUGUCAAGCAAAGCGCUGCCAUCGAUUUUACCCAUGACACCAAGUCUCCUUCCAAGUCUUCCGUCAACAAGCUUUGCGAGACACCGGCGGUACAGGCCGGCAGCAUCAGCUGUUCGGCGACUGACGGGCAUCAGGCGACCGCGGCAGAGCGUUCCAAGCGUGUCCGACACGAAGGGGUGGCGAGGCGGGGCACGGUGGAAGACGAGGAGGCCGGAAGCGGAAAAGGGAAAAUCCCGAUUCGAUAUCAGUUCCGUGCGGGGUACACGAACGCCGUUCGACGUCCCGUACGAAUGAGGGAUUUGUUGUGAAAAACCUACGUUGAAUGAAGAGCAUUCCCGGCAGGGGCGCUCUCCGCGUGCGCCAGGCAGGACGUCAUCUAAUAUUUUGCACUCUUUAUUGUCGGAUUAGUGUCAGGUUAGGGCUUGGUGUGGAAGGUGGUGAAACGCACCACCUGCUGGCGGGCAUGAGCGCAGUUGAUCUGCUCUGGAUUUCGUUCUUGUAACAUUGACCGUCAUCAGUCUGGGAUAUGAAUUCGGAUACGUUCGAAGAGUUGA
Ectocarpus sp. CCAP 1310/34 is the source of this 3480-nucleotide messenger RNA. The record is from the annotation of a GenBank genome assembly. NCBI's taxonomy places the organism in Eukaryota, Phaeophyceae, Ectocarpales, Ectocarpaceae.